UAAAGCAUUUGCAUAAUCUAUUAGUGUACCGUGUACGUAAUUUAUUUUUCGUAUACACUUUAAAACGCAACACCAAGCCAACAUACCCGAUAAUGCGAAUAUGGAGACAAUACGCAAUCGCUAUCAUCUCAUUUACUGUGCCCGGGAGGCUGACGGUGCUAGACAAUAUUCACCCCGUUUACUGACUAAGGAAAUCUGGAAAGUUACUCAGACUGUUAAUCGUUUUGUGGUCGGACUACUGUCCUUGGUCCUGUUCAGAGGCCUGUUGUUGACAGUGGUUACGAUUUUCACAAAAGAUUUUGAAUUUACUUCCGUGCCGGAAACUCGUCGCCUAGGGUUCCAAGUGGUAUGGAUCAUUGCAUUUGUCGUACCCUGCGCUGUACUGGCGGCCAGUCCUUUUGCCGCCCAGAUAUAUGCUCUGCAGCUGUAUGUCUCGGUCAGUAAAUUCCGCCGCCGUAGUGACGCGCACGUGAACAAGGAAUGUAUGACGGUGACCGCGGCACGAUGGUUGUGGGCGAGCCGGGAACUGAACACCGUCAUCAACGUGACCUGCAUCACGUCGUUAAUGCACGGAUUCUAUUUGACCAAUUUCACCAUUGCGCACUGUAUACCACCGCGACCGUUUACAGCACAGGCCCGGAUGCUGUUUCCCGUUCUGAUUUUGGAAAGUGUCGUGUACCUUGUGGGCAGUUAUUGCCAGCGCCACAUACCCGAUUUGCAGUCAGCUGUUCUCAGUGCAUGGUAUCAUCAUGAAGUUGACAAUCAUGGAACAGACGAUCUACCAAAGUCGAGACGAAUACUGAAGCUCCUUAAAAAAUCUGUCCAACGAUAUGGAACCGUAACUGUGGAGUAGACUUCAUAAAGGUCCUACAUCCACGUCCGUAUAGCGCUAUGCGUAUGAGUGGAUAUGCAGCAACUCCAAUUCGAAGUCCAGUGUUUAUUAAAUGUAAAACUGUCAGAAUCAAGUGUACUUUAAAAAUCGCAGUUUUGAUGCACAAACAAUGAAGUGGAUAAGACAUCUUUUUAUUUAAUGAAUGUUGUUCUCAAUUUACGUCUUAAACAUUUUUGCGCCACUUCUGUUCUUACAAAAAACUUGUGGUUAUUAUUUAGUAGUUCAACUCUGAUGGGUCAGUGCGUACCAAUAGUUUAAGUGCACCGCCUG
Paramacrobiotus metropolitanus is the source of this 1162-nucleotide messenger RNA. RefSeq lists its product as uncharacterized. Bases 101 to 853 code for a protein of 250 amino acids. NCBI's taxonomy places the organism in Eukaryota, Metazoa, Tardigrada, Eutardigrada, Parachela, Macrobiotidae. The record is from RefSeq and is a predicted model, not a curated record. The transcript is spliced from 2 exons.